Molecule: messenger RNA, 3154 nt
Organism: Anguilla rostrata (American eel)
Lineage: Eukaryota; Metazoa; Chordata; Actinopteri; Anguilliformes; Anguillidae
Product: zinc finger and BTB domain-containing protein 12-like
Exons: 5
Coding region: 690-2462 (590 amino acids)
Biological process (GO): regulation of transcription by RNA polymerase II
Molecular function (GO): DNA-binding transcription factor activity, RNA polymerase II-specific; RNA polymerase II cis-regulatory region sequence-specific DNA binding; protein binding
Source: RefSeq, a predicted model, not a curated record
GGUGGCUGGGCAGCCCACGUAUCUCGGCUGGGCUCAGCCAGAAAAGACUACAUGGGAAAACCAUGUGGGCCCACCACCCGCAAGGUUUGGGGUACGGGUCGGGUGCAAUGCCUGUCAGGCAGGGGGCAAGAACAGGGUAGAUCCGUGCGUCAUCUGCCCAGACAAUGGAAACUGAUUCUUGGCACGUGGAACGUUACCUCUCUGGUGGGGAAGGAGCCGGAGCUGGUGUGUGAGGCUGAGAAGUACCAACUAGUUAUAGAUGGACUCCGCUCUACACAGUGUUGGCUCUGGAACCAAACUCCUGGAUAGGGGGUGGUCUCUCUCCUACUCAGGAGGGUGAGAGGCGCCGGGCAGGAGUGGGGAUACUCGCAAGUCCCCGUCUGGUAGCCUAAACGUGUAGUGUAGAGUCUGCUGGGAAUGCCUGGCAGGAGACUCAGUCCGGAAUUAUUUCAACUCUCACCUCUGAGAGCUUUUCCUGUAUCCCAGAGGAGGUUGAGGACAUGGAGUCUGAAUGGACCUUGUGCAAAACCUCUGUUGUGGAAGCUGCUGCUAGAGGUUGUGGUCAAAAGAUGGUCGGUGCAUGUCCUGGCGGCAACCCAAGGACCCGCUGGGGAGAGGGAUGUGCUGCUCUGCUUGGCCCUUUGCCACCGUGGUCCUGACCUGGAUUAAGCAGUUUAGAGAAUGGAUGGAUGGCGUUCGACAUGGAGGUUCUGUGUUUCCGGUUACCUGGCCACGGUGACGCCACCCUCCGGAAUAUGAACUGCCUGCGGUCGCGCCACCACUUCUGUGACGUCACCAUCGUCGCCAGCGACCGGCAAACUUUCCGGGGCCACAAAGUGGUGCUGGCCGCUUGCUCGCCUUUCCUGCGGGACCAGUUUCUACUCAACCCCUCCUCCGAACUAAAGGUGUCGGUGUUGCACAGCUCCAGUGUGGUGUGCGAGCUCCUCCAGUCUUGCUACACCGGCAUACUGCAGUUCAGCCCCAAGGAGAUCAUCAACUACCUGACGGCUGCAAGCUACCUGCAGAUGGAGCACGUGGUGGAGAAAUGCAGGGGAGCUUUGAGCCAGUACCUGCAGCCCAGAACCUCCAGCCCCCCAGGGACCAUAAAAUCAGAGGAGAGCGAGUCUAUGCUAGCUUUCGACAGUGGAGACCAACAUCCUCUUCGAUGCAGAUCGCCCCCUGCUGGAAAGGGGGUCUCACUGCAGCGGCGCAGAAAUUCCCAGGCCAGUACGGACACAGGCAAAGAAGCCAGCGCCUCACAGGGCAUUUCGGAGCUGGAGGUGAAAAGAACGGGACCUUCCGGAGAGUUCCACGAAGAGGAGGGGGAGCGGGAGGACUUCGAGGUCUUCCAGGUGUGCAUCGAGGACGAGGACGAAGGCAUUGAGGAGAGGAGGGAGGCGGGACAGGGGGAGGAGGAAGAGGAGGAGGGCAGAGGGGAGGUGGUGGUGGUGGCUCUGGACGGUAACAACGGCAACGACGACGAGGCCCACUUCGGGGGUCCCGCGGCGGGAAGGGAGGGGUACAGAAUGUUCCGGCGGAGACCCUGGGAGAUGGGGCGGGGCAGGGGGCGGGGCCUCCUGGCCAGACGGCGCGGCAAUCGAGACCGGAGGCUGGCGGGCGCCCCCCCGCCGCAGGAGUGGCGCAUCCCGACGCCGGACGAGAUAAUGGGGAGCUUCGGACUGGUCCACCCGGACUUCGGCCAGGAGGGGGAGGGCCUGGCGGCGGCCGGGGGGUACGAGCCCUCCGUCCGCGGCCCCCACCACCAGGCGGAGGCCGACGGGCCCCUGCGCGUGAGCUACGGGAUGGGCGAGGCCCAGAGCUUCGGGCUGGGGGAGGGCCCGGGGGCAGGGCCGGGGGAGCGGGAGGAGUCUGAGUCGGUGGCGGUGGUGGGGUCCACGUCCUGCGGGGUGGGGGUGGGCGGCGGCGGGGGGGCGGUGACCUGCGAGCACUGCGGCCUGGCCUUCCCCACGGCCGAGUCGCUGGCGCUGCACGCCAGCUCCGCCCAUCAGGCGGCGCUGUUCUCCUGCCCGCGGUGCGGCAAGCACUUCAGCCACGCCUACCACCUGAGCCGCCACAUGAGCACGCACCGGGGCGGGCGCUGCCACCGCUGCCCGCUCUGCCACAAGACCUUCACCCAGAAGUCCACGCUGUGCGACCACAUGAACCUGCACAGCGGCGAGCGCCCACACCGCUGCGCCUACUGCCACGUGCGCUUCGCCCACAAGCCCGCGCUCCGCCGGCACCUGAAGGAGCAGCACGCCAAGACCACCGCCCAGAACUGCCUGGAGGCCCAGCGGGAGCGGGAGGGGGAGGGGCAGGGUGGGGGGGGGCGGGGCGGGACCAGGACCAGGCGUCUGAGGGAGCAGCACGCCAAGACCACCGCCCAGAACUGCCUGGAGGCCCAGCGGGAGCGGGAGGGGGAGGGGCAGGGUGGGGGGGAGGGGGCGGGACCGGGCGUCUGAGGGAGCAGCACGCCAAGACCACCGCCCAGAACUGCCUGGAGACCCAGCGGGAGAGAGAGGGGGUGAGAGGGGGGGAGGGAGCUGGCAUCUGAGGGGCGGGCGGGAGGUUGGGGGCGGGCAGGGGUGUGUAAUGUCUAAGUUCAGAGGGAGCCAUUUUGCUUGGAACUGGGACUCUUCCCUCCCUCCCUCCCUUCGUCUCCUUGACGACCCUGACCACUGGUGAGAAAUUCUCUUUCGGAGCACCGAUUUCAGUACUGCCACAAAGGACCUAGAGACCCGGGGGGGUGGGGGGGGUUGUGGUUUUAUUUGGGGGGGGGGGGUGAAGCAGACAGGUUAAGGUGGGUGGGGGUGUAGUAGGGGCCCCCCCAAAUCUUGAUACGCAGGGUCUACUGUUUCUCAGCACUGGAUUAAUGAUUUCAUUUUUUAAUUUUUAAAAACAUUUUUAACCAUUUUUAACACAGUCAAUUACGUAGUUGUUUCACCUCUCUCUGGUCUAAGUGGGUGGCUAAUUUUAAGACGAAAAACAACAAAGAAAUGUCAGCAGACCCCCUGUGGUUUUUAGGGCCAGACCCCUGUAGUAGACGGAGGGUAAGGGCAAUCUAAGUACAGUAGGGAACACGCGCUCUCUCUUUCUCUUUUCCAUAUCAGCUGUUACUCUCUGGGCAACCAAUAAAGUGACGGCAAGAAUCUGA